Porites lobata is the source of this 41812-nucleotide messenger RNA. The record is from the annotation of a GenBank genome assembly. NCBI's taxonomy places the organism in Eukaryota, Metazoa, Cnidaria, Anthozoa, Scleractinia, Poritidae.
GCGCAACUGACAACGCGACCAACAUGGCGGACAGAGAAAAGGAAGAGAGAGAUAGUUUUCUACGGUCAAUUUGUAAGUAUAAGUAUUGCAGCACUAGCUUUAAUUACAGCUUAAAAUAGUGUUAGCAUUGCUGAGUAAGAAGUGGUUAAUUGAACUCCUUUUAUUUUGAGAUUUCUGGGAUAUCGAUGUAAAUUAUUGCAUGUCAUUGACAUCACGAUCAUGCAUGUAAGCUUAUAACUAUCCCGGCAGGACGCGAGCGUUGUCGACUGUUCAAUUUGACGGCGUAUUGCUUGUUUGUAACGUAUUUUUAGAUCAGAAAUAUAAAUUUCAAAUAACGAGGGAUAGUAACAUUUUUCUCCUUGAAGUGCCUCCUUCGCUUUGCCUUUCAAUUUUAAGCUUAGAUCGUGGUUUAUAAAUUCAAAUUUUGCGGUGAGUGAUCAAGCAGACUGGUGCCGAGUGCCUUUUUUUUUUGCUUUUCAAAAGGUGUAAAAGAUUGAAGUGCUACAAAUUGUUGUCUUUGUUGAUGUUAAUUGAUGUUGAUAUUAUCUUACCAAAACGCACUUUGCAUUGUUGUUUUCUCUCCUUUCUGCCAUGUGGUAAGUGCAGUUGAAAAGUGACUGUGAUUCCCUUGUUCCCUUGGAGGGAUGGGUAACUCCCAAUAAAAGGGAGGUGGAAGCUUGUUGGAUAAAAAGAAUAAAACCCUUUAAGCAGAUCAAUCGGGGUACUAGGACAUACUGUCAAAUUAGAGCUAUAGUGAUUUAAAUCGCAAUCAAGAUAUUGACAUCAAAAUAAUACUUUCUCUUUGCACAUGACCCUAAUCAACCCUGUAUGGUUUAAAAUAUUGGCUUUUCCCGUCUAAACACCAUAAGUAAACCAAAAUGUGCAAUUUAAACCACUAAGUGAGAUGACCAGCAUCCUUGUCCCUUUCAUAUGUGAGUUCCUCUCCUUGGGCCUUGAUCAAUUUUCCUUGGGGAGAGGAAUCUGUGAAAGUUUGGACAGAGAUGUGUACCCUGUGAGGAGAAGUUUCUUCCUCGCAAGGCUUCUAGCAUUUAUGUGUAGUUAGUUGGUUUGUGCUCCUAGUUCUGUCGCAGCAUAAACAAACCAACUACACGACUGACAAGCCAUGUGAAUGACUCUGUAAAUGCUAAAAGCCAUGCAAAAAAGAAACCUCUGCUUGCAGGGUAAGGGAUGUGUUACUGGGACCCUGGAAUCCUUAGCCUAUACGAGACUACCCACAUCUACAAUUUUGCCAUCCUACUUCUAGACCUACAGUUACCAAAAAUCCCUACCCUAUCUCAGGCUAGCUAUAAAUCAGAUACUCCAGUCGUUAAACCACCAGUCAAUUUCUCAUAAAUUAUAACCUAUUCUAGACCAGAUACAUUGGGUGCAGAUACCUUUAUAGCUCUUGACAGUACUCCCCCCUUACCAAGAUUGUUACAUGAGCUCCUCUUAGGAGGGUUACUUAUGUCCCUAGUCUGAAUUUCAAAACCUAUUGUUUUAUGUACUGAGAAGGAAACCAUGUUGCUAUUGUAGUUGCUUUUUUCUCUGUCACUGUUGCAGUUUUAGCUCAUAUUUGUGUCGCUUGUCGCCAUUUUUGCUUUCCUAUGUGGCUGUUUCAAGGCCAUGUUGCUUGCCAGAAUUUAACCCUAACAGUUACUCAUAAAUGUCCCGCAGUAGUUUUUCUCACUGGAAUGUUAAUAAAAUUUGUUGUUUCCACUCUCCCUGCUAUGUGAAAAAUGUUCUCAUAGUUUCCUUUUCCAACAGUCAAUUUGACUAUCAUGAGACAAACAGUACACUGAUUUUAUUUGUAUUAUGCAGUAAAUAGAGGUCCUAAUAAGAGGCAGAUCAAACCUGCAGAAAACAACUCCCUCCUUCAGUUAGCUUUAGGAGAGGAUAGCGAGGACAGUGAAGAGGAUGAAGAUUUUCAGCUGAAUGAUGAAGAUGAUGACGAUGAGGGUAUGUCAAAAUAAAUGAAGAGAAGAUCAUUGCAGUUGAAAACUGUAAAUGACCUAAUAGAUGGCCCCUCUCUCUUUUGAAUAACCUGCAAAAACAUCAGUUUCUCCUCACUCAUCACUUUGGGGACGUUUCACACAGAGGAACAUCUGCGACUCGGUGGCAGAAAUUCCAUAUUAAUGACACAAUCAAUGCUGGUAGUCAUGGGGUUCGAAAUAUAAAUUUGUCCAAUGUUUUGUGUCUUCUGGUUGAUUUUGGUAAAUUGUUGUGUUCGUCUGCCUACAAGCUCCAUUAAAAUUCAAAUGCUUCUUCUAGAGAAGACUAUAUUCCACAAAUAUUGACUGUUUUGUUAGAGGUUCUUUGCGUUUAAAUUUGACCUUUGUGGCCUUUUGUCUUUUGUCUGUCAUUCGUGAACAAUAGCUAAAACAAAGUAACUACUCCGUCGACCAAUCAGUGCUUCUGACUGGAUUCCGGACAGAUUUUACAUCAUCAAUAUGGAAUUUCUGUUGCUGAGUCGCAGACGUUCCUCCACAUGAAACGUCCACAGCGGCGAAGAGCGAGGAGAAAAGGAUGUUUCGCAGGCUAUCUUUUGCACACCUCCUAUCUAUUAAACGCCCCUGCUCGGACCCCUAAAAUUAAACAGACACCCAGGGCAUUUAUUAGGUCAUUUGUGGAAUUUAAUAUUUAUGCAGUUGCAAAAAGAAAGCCUGAAAAAAUUCAUGACUGUUAAUAUGGCUAGAGCUUUUGAACUCGGAAAAUGAAAGCAGUGGGCUAGAAGAUUUAUAGGGUUAUCCUAAAAUCUUUACAUUGUAAAAAGAUGAGACUGCAAGCAGUCUUAUUUCUUCUUAUCAAGGUAUUUUUGAAUUUUUGAAUUUAACUAUGUUGCUUUGCAACAUGCUCACUGGGAUUUGCUGCGAUAUAAACUCAAUGGAUGUGCAUCGCAUUAGUUACAUUAGCCACGGCUAACAGAAAUAACUUUAUUGUAAACUUUGAUUAUAGCUACAAAAGAGUUUUAGAAGAUUUCAAGACCAGAUGGUCUAAAUGAGAGAUGAUGAUGGUCUGAAUCCUAGCAAGCCUGAGAUUCUGAGACUCAAAUUCAGAACAAGUUCGGAAUUAUGUUAUGUAUUUUGGUCUCUAAGCAGAGAAGAAAAUAAUAUUAAUUUUUUUUAAAUAAACUACUGAUUCAGGAGGAUCUGGCUCAGAUCAGGAAGAAGACGAUGAUAAAACAGAGAACAGAGAUAAGGGUCAACUCAAAAAGCAUAAAGUAGAAGUGAGUGAUGAUGAUGAUGAUGAUGAUGAUGAGGAUGAAGGUGAUGAUGAUGAUGAUGAUGAGGAUGUUCAAAGUGAAGAAGCACCUUCUCAAACAUUCACUGUUGGAGACCUGAUAAAGGCUAUGAAGACCAAGAAAAAGAUUCCAGUUAGUCAGCCAAGUUCUGUGGUAAAUAAUGUUUUCCAUUUUGUGUCAUUGCUUAUAGUUAGUGGGCUUAAAAUGUGGUUCAUUGUUGCCUCUUGGUGGGGCAUUCAAUACCUGUGUGCAUGUACAAUUGUAGCCUGUGAGCAAGCUUAUUAUGACUCGCCAAGCAAGCCACAAGAGAACAUGCGAGCGGGCAGAGUGAGUGGCGAUGUCGCGAGUGGCUGAGGAAAAGGAGGCCCCUUGAUUCGCAUCUCCUUUCGUGUGCAGCUCAGAUUUACCUGAAUUUUGUGGCUCUGUGACCUUGUAAAAUAUCAGAAGACCUGUCUAUCAGUCAUGAGCUGUAAGGCUGUGUACUAAGAAAAAUUGAAUGGAGCCCAGUGCUUUGAACCUAUGAAAUCAAGGGUGCCCAGCAUAUGAUUUUUACACAUGUAUGAAAAUUUCCUAGCUGCCCAAGAGUGAUAGCAAGGUACCAGGGGUCACUUGGUGCUUUUUAAGCACAGCCCUACUCAUAAGACAAAGGUUAGCAAAAGUAAAUAGUAGAGGUGAGAAAUGGUGCCAAUACCUAGAAAUUUUUGGGUGUACGGAAAAUUUAAUGCAAUCUCUCUCUUUAAUUUCUUUUGUGUAUGUGUUUCGUUCCAUUCUGGAGUCUUUUGCUGAAAAGUCUCAGACAUUAGCUGUCCCAGACUUUUCAGAGAAGUUUUCAGAGAACCUGAGCAUCACAGCAUCUAUAUACACCACCCCUAUUCGCAGGACAUUGACUGAAAGUGAAGUUGACAUAGAGCUCUUUAUAUGUAGGCCUCAAGUGAAGUGUCUGCUUCAUCAAAGAAAGUUGACAUCCUAAUUUGUGGAAUCUGCUUAGAUGAUGUGAGGUAAGAAUGCCAUGACAGUGAGUGGGGGAUGUGAUCCUUAAUGUUAUGUGAUAAGUUUAAUCAGCUGAAAAAGGGCCCCCAAAUAAGAUUUGGACCUGACUGAGACUUAAUAGUACCAGUCAAGACCUUUGCAAUGAUCAGCCGCAUUGCUCAGUUGAGCUUUGUAUUCUAUACCUGAUGGUGGAGAUUAAGACUAUAUUCACACAAUACUGGAUACAUGAAGCUUUCGUGCCGAAGGGAAAGCUAUCUAUGAAUGGCAUCAGAAAAAAUUGUUCAUACACAUUGAACAUCAUGCCAGAGUGGCUGUCUGGGAGGCAUGGUGAACUAAAUCCCAGUCCUCAGUCUUUAACCGUUUAAGCCCUAACAGUGAUCAGCAUCAAAUUUCCCCUUGUAAUAUCAAUGCUUUGUAAAACAGAGUGGUCAUAAGAAUCACGGACAUGAUCACACAAGAUGAAUUUACUUGAUAUUUUAUCAACUUCUCCCUACUUCUUUUGUAGGAAAUGAAUAGGGGUACAUUUGUAACAAAUGAGAAUUCCAAUUUUGAUCCUAGGAUUUAAAAGGUUAAUGUUUCUUCCAUCUCAGUGGAUUCUAGUCCUCCCUCCUACUUUCACUUCUGCAACGGCCUGUUUAAUACUUGUUCACACUGCACUAAUCUAUAUCCAAUAUGUGACACCCCACUUUCAAGAAUGGCGCAAUGCUUCACUCCAUUCCAGAAACUGCGUUGUAAUCAAUGGUCUUAUUUGUAAACAGAAGCCCUAUCUGGUAUAAAGUUUUUCACGCUGGCACAAAAGCUAUUCAGUGUAGUGUGAAUGUUGCAGUUAAUUUUUUAUCUCAGGUAAUUUUUGUUUUUCUUUUGUUUUUGGUUAUGGUAAUGUCUGCUAAUAAAGUUGAAACAAAAGAAAAAUAAUAAUUACCUGAGAUAAAAAAUUAACUACAACAUGAACAUAGCCUAAAUGGAAAUGAAUAUAAUCACUUGUUAAGUUUGAUUAUAUUUAUUCAAAUUUAUUAUGCCCAUAUUCAGCCUCAAGUUUUAGACAAGAAAUAUUCAUACAUUUUGUAUGGUGCUGAGUUGGGUCAAGUCUUCAUCAAGUAGAUUAAAUGCUUUGAUACUUCUAAUCUAAAACUUGAGGGCACUUGACUGUUAUACUAACAUUUACCCUAGGCCAAAAAUGUAAAUGCCACAAGUUUUAUGUUACAUCAGUGUAAUAUCUCUCAGUCAAAAAUGGCUUCCAAUUUUUAAGUAUUUUGUUUUUACUUUAUAGUGAUGAAGGAGAUGAAAUAGUAGAGUGUGACAAUUGUGGUAUUACUGUCCAUGAAGGUAAAUGAGAUCUUCUUUCUCAUGUGCAUGUUUUUGGUUGUGUUUAAGGGCUGACUACCUACAGUAGUCUUCAAUCAACUCGCACAUUCCUCUGUAUUUUGCUUAAACUGAAGUUUUAUAUAAUUUUCCAGGUUGCUAUGGUAUUAACGAUGAAGAUAGUGAUUCUGGGAAGAGUAACGAUACUGAUUCACCUACAGAACUCUGGUUUUGUGAUGCCUGCAAAGUAGGAUUACUGCCAGUAAGUUUAUUUUCCCCCGGCGGAACAUACAUGUAACUUCCUGACCAUCUGCUGGGAGUCAGAGGAUGUUCUUGGGUCUUAAGGGAUUUUUUACCGCUUACACAAAUUUUCUGAAAAAUCCAGUCAGAAAGUAAAUGGAACACAACUUUCUGGGUCAUUCCAGUGGAAAAUUUCUGGGAGCAACAGAACAUCUGAAAAGGUAGUCCUGUUUUUCCAAAUGGCAUGUCCCAAAGAGAAAUUCAUGUUCCAUUCUCUUCAGAGCUAUAUUUGAUACCAGUUUCAGGCCUUUGUGGCCAUUCUUCAGUAAACAGUGCUAAUUUUUACAAAUGAAUAAUUGUAAAGUAAACACGAUUCUGAGACAACAUUAACCAGUCCUGAAUGUUACUUACCUUUUGCCCAAACCAUGAACUGAACAGUUUGCGCAUGUAAAUGGUAAACAACAAGUGAUUGUUAUUUCAGUCUAGAGGAGCGGGGUGAAUAGGCGAACGGAUCGGCGGAUUUUGAAAAUAUUUUUACCUGGAUUUCGGAUUCAAAGCGAGAUUUUAACAGAUUUCCGGAUCCUGCAAUUGCAGUGGAUUGCGGAUUCAUCUAUUUUUUGGGUCCGGAUUUUGGACUUUUCAUGUAAUUUGAAUAUUUUUGCCCACCCGGAUUUUGGAUUCAGGCAGAUUCAGGGCGAAAAUGGAAGGGCGGAUUUGGUUAAUAAAUCAUAACAGAUCAGCAGAUUUGCAUACUCCUAUUCACCCCCCCCCCACCCCCUAGAGUGAGUUUUUGGUGUUGGCAUGCAGAGAUGGGAUUUUUUAUUCUUCUGGUUGAUUUGCGAGUUCUUGCUGACUUCCAAUACUAUUGUACUGUGGGAAGUGCAUUCCUGAAGUGAAAGUUCAUAAAAUAAUAAUAUUUGGAGCUUGAAUAAAAAACUUGAAUUCCAGCUGGUCCUUAAAACAAGUAGCUUAAACAUUUUUCUUGCCCCAGAAAUGUUGCAUGCUUGUAUCAGGUCAUGAUUUAGUUUGAAAUAAAGAUGAAUUGCCUGGACUAUUGCUCAUUAGGCAAGUGAGUCGGAAAAAUUACUUGCAUUGCAGGAAAAUCUUCUCAGCCUGGAUGGCUGGAGGGGGUAUUUCCAGGCCCUGAUGUCACAAAAAAAGGAUCAUUAUACGUUUCUGGGAACCUGCCCACCUACGCCUCCCCUAAGCCAACAUUUUGCUGAUCCCAAAAAACCAUUGGACAUCACGCAGAUGUGUGGCCUCCUACAAAACAUUUUUAGGGAUUUGUCACGGGUUCCUGCCCCACUAAUGCUUGUUGGGCAGGAAAGUGUGACAUACCAUUAAGAGCAUCUGUGUAGGAGGCCAGGAGAUGUGUUUUAAGUCAAUUAAAUUCAGGUCAAAACUUUUUAACAUGGAGGGCUUCUCAAUUUCCUUUGUCUCAUAGGCCUAAUUCGUGAAUGAUUAUGGCUGGGAAAAAUUGAGAAUCAACCUCAAGGUUGAAAAAUUUUAACAAGAAUUAUUUUUGACCAAUAAUCAUGGAGAUUUUUUUGUUUUUGCUUUCUUUUCAAGGACUGUGAGUUGUGUCCAAAUCUUGGUGGAAUAUUCAAGGAAACAGAUACAGGCCAGUGAGUGAAGAAAAGAAAAAUAAUGUUAAGACAUUAAAAGUACUGUAAUUCAAUUUUAUAUCUCAAAUGUAUGACCAUAUUUGAGAUAGAAACAUUCACUCAAAGAACAGGAUGCCUAAGUUUUAAACUAGAGACCACAUCAGUGGCGGAUCCAGGCCGUCAGAUAAGAGGGAGGCCUGGUCAUCAAGACCCUGACAUAAGGAGGGGAGGUCUCCAAAAAUAAUUUUUUUCGGCCCUUUGGGCCUCAGUUUGGUCUAAAAAUAAGGGGGGGGAGGGGAUCCACCACUGCUCACUACAGUUUUAGUAAGCUGCCAUAAUGGUGGAAUCAAUUUAGGUUUCUUUUACACUACUCUCCUACCCCUCCCCUAAGCCAGCAUUUUGCCCUAAAUUGAGAAGUAAGUGUUAAUGUUGGCUUUGGGGAGGGAUAGGUGGGGAGUUUCCCAGAAACCUUAAUUGAUCUUACCCUUUAAUAGGAAAAUAAGACAAGUUUUAGCAUGACAAGUGACAAUUUGAUGUGCAUACAGCUUCACUCUCUGUUACAUCUUAUUAAACAGGUAAUUUCAAAAUGCUUCCAAUAUGUUUGUUAUCCACCAGGUGGGUCCAUCUUCUAUGUGCUCUGUACACUCCCGAUGUAGCAUUUGUUAAACCAGAGAAGCUGCAGUGUGUCACUUUAUCAGAGGUCCCGCCCUACAAGUGGGGAGCAAAGGUAUGGGCCUGUCCCCAAGAGUUACACUCGCUUCUUAUAUAUACUGUAGCUUAAAUAAUAAAAUGCAAAUUACCCGUCUUUGGUAUGUCACUAAGAUUUUAAGUUGCCAGGUAAGUAUAACAAGUAGGGAGGGAAUCAGACAGCUAGGGGUUUCUUUUGGUUCUAUUUUUCUUCCAUUUUUUUAUGAAAGUAGUUGGGGGCCACGGUCAUGGUAGCAGGGGGAAAUCCCUGGCCCUGCCUCUUAAUGACAGCCCUGCACUUUAUCAGAGGUGCUAAACGUGUGCCUUUCUUGUCUUCUUAGGAUUGUAAUCUCUGUGAAGAUGAGCGAUUUUGUCGCACUGGCGUUUGCAUUGAAUGUGAUGCUGGAAUGUGCAGGACAUACUUUCAUGUUACUUGGUGAGUUAAAGUAAGAAGAAUGGGAAAUAUUUCACACAUGAGAUUUUAUGUUAUUUUAUAUAUUAUUUUGCCACACACAAAAAACAGUAAAUAGCAUUAAAAUUAUAACAAAUGUUUGAUAAGAUUAAAUAAAAAGUAGCAAACAGCUGGAAAUUAUAUGUUACAUGUAUCUAUAGACAACCACAUCUUUGCUAAAGGAUGGGUGUCGUCUCUUUUGACCUAUCUCAGCCUUAACGUGCCUAUUCUCAAGUACUGGGCAAAUAACUUUUAUAGCCUACUGGACCAAUAGGCAAGGCUACAGGCAAGUCAUCUUCUAACAAAAUCAUUAGAGCGAUUUUCGUAUGACCUUGAAAAAUGGUUUCGGUAAGUGUUCGUUAUUUGCUUCAUCAGCCAAUGGAUGAACAGAUCAGAACAUGGACUCUUCGUUUUCCCGCAAAAAAAUCCAUAAUAUGGAGAAGGCAUUGUUCGAUUGACCAAUCGUGUUGCAGUAUGAGGUCAAAGCGAAGUAUCGAUUGAUUUCUAGAAAGUUCUUCGGGCAUGAAGUUUUUUCAGCCGAGCGUUCGCUUCACCAACCAAAAGCCAAGCACGUUUGUAUCCGUUCGACAAACCAAUCAAAUCGCUUUAUUUUCGUUCGUUUGUUGUCAUACGAAAAUCGCUCUAACUGUCUAAGACCAGCAAGAAGGGGUCCUGGAAAAGCAAAAUGAGAGAGCUGCUUGCCCAAAGGACAAGCUGGAAUUCAAGUUUUUUUGAGCCCUGAUUUUGUCACAUAUUUUUCACCAUCUUAAUCACGUGGCCAAACAUCAAACUCAACUAUUCCUGUCUUUUUAUGUUAUUAACAUUGAUUAUCGCUUCAUAUUUAGUGCUCAGAUGUAUGGACUACUGUCAGAGGUUCCAGAAGAAUGUGAUGAGGUAUGCUGCAACACUGAGAGACUGAAAUGUAACCCUUUACAUUAACUUUGGUGAUGUUAACCUGACAAUGUUCUUUGGUUGGCUUUCCUUGCAGGAUGUUGCUGAUCCGUUGUUUGCGCACUGUAGACUUCAUGCAGUGAAAAGGACAUCAGAUAGCAAGGUGAGAAAAAACACCAAAUACUUGACCAUAUUUGCAAAAUUGCCAGUAUAAUACAUUUGAGAAUGCUAUAAUUUCAAAAAAAAAAACUUAAUUUCAAAAACUUAUAAGGCGCAAAUAUCUAUAUAAAUAUAUUCAAAUGCGAUAUAAUGAAGUAAUGGAUGAAGAAAUAUGCCGUAUGACAGAAACCUUUCUCUUAAUGAACACCUUUAAAAGACAGACAACUUCCUUAAACAGAAAUCUAAGGUUUGUCCCUGUUUUUGUUCUUUGAAUGAGACACACACCUCCCUAAAAUGCCUGCUGUUCGUCUGUCAUUUCUUUGAUUCUCUACAAGAUGGACACCUCCCUAAACUGAAAACCAAGAGUUGCUCCCUACCGUUCUUCAGCCAUUUUCUUUGACUCUCUAUAAGGCCAAUGCGUCUCUUAAACGGACACCUAGAGUUGGUCCCUGCCGUUCUUCAGUCAUUUUUUUUGACUCUCCAUAAGACAGGAAACUCCCUAAACCGGACACUUAGAGUUGGUCCCUGAAGUUCUUCAGUCAUUUUCUUUGACUCUCCAUAAGACAGGAAACUCCCUAAACCGGACACUUAGAGUUGGUCCCUGACGUUCUUCAGUCAUUUUCUUUGACUCUCCAUAAGACAGGAAACUCCCUAAACCGGACACUUAGAGUUGGUACCUGACGUUCUUCAGUCAUUUUCUUUGACUCUCCAUAAGACAGGCAACUCCCUAAACCGGACACUUAGAGUUGGUCCCUACCGUUCUUCAGUCAUUUUCUUUGACUCUCCAUAAGACAGGAAACUCCCUAAACCGGACACUUAGAGUUGGUCCCUGACGUUCUUCAGUCAUUUUCUUUGACUCUCCAUAAGACAGGAAACUCCCUAAACCGGACACUUAGAGUUGGUACCUGACGUUCUUCAGUCAUUUUCUUUGACUCUCCAUAAGACAGGCAACUCCCUAAACCGGACACUUAGAGUUGGUCCCUACCGUUCUUCAGUCAUUUUCUUUGACUCUCCAUAAGACAGGAAACUCCCUAAACCGGACACUUAGAGUUGGUCCCUGACGUUCUUCAGUCAUUUUCUUUGACUCUCCAUAAGACAGGCAACUCCCUAAACCGGACACUUAGAGUUGGUCCCUACCGUUCUUCAGUCAUUUUCUUUGACUCUCCAUAAGACAGGAAACUCCCUAAACCGGACACUUAGAGUUGGUCCCUGACGUUCUUCAGUCAUUUUCUUUGACUCUCCAUAAGACAGGAAACUCCCUAAACCGGACACUUAGAGUUGGUCCCUACCGUUCUUCAGUCAUUUUCUUUGACUCUCCAUAAGACAGGAAACUCCCUAAACCGGACACUUAGAGUUGGUACCUGACGUUCUUCAGUCAUUUUCUUUGACUCUCCAUAAGACAGGAAACUCCCUAAACCGGACACUUAGAGUUGGUCCCUACCGUUCUUCAGUCAUUUUCUUUGACUCUCCAUAAGACAGGAAACUCCCUAAACCGGACACUUAGAGUUGGUACCUGACGUUCUUCAGUCAUUUUCUUUGACUCUCCAUAAGACAGGCAACUCCCUAAACCGGACACUUAGAGUUGGUCCCUACCGUUCUUCAGUCAUUUUCUUUGACUCUCCAUAAGACAGGAAACUCCCUAAACCGGACACUUAGAGUUGGUACCUGACGUUCUUCAGUCAUUUUCUUUGACUCUCCAUAAGACAGGCAACUCCCUAAACCGGACACUUAGAGUUGGUCCCUACCGUUCUUCAGUCAUUUUCUUUGACUCUCCAUAAGACAGGAAACUCCCUAAACCGGACACUUAGAGUUGGUCCCUGAAGUUCUUCAGUCAUUUUCUUUGACUCUCCAUAAGACAGGAAACUCCCUAAACCGGACACUUAGAGUUGGUACCUGACGUUCUUCAGUCAUUUUCUUUGACUCUCCAUAAGACAGGAAACUCCCUAAACCGGACACUUAGAGUUGGUCCCUACCGUUCUUCAGUCAUUUUCUUUGACUCUCCAUAAGACAGGAAACUCCCUAAACCGGACACUUAGAGUUGGUCCCUGAAGUUCUUCAGUCAUUUUCUUUGACUCUCCAUAAGACAGGAAACUCCCUAAACCGGACACUUAGAGUUGGUACCUGACGUUCUUCAGUCAUUUUCUUUGACUCUCCAUAAGACAGGAAACUCCCUAAACCGGACACUUAGAGUUGGUCCCUACCGUUCUUCAGUCAUUUUCUUUGACUCUCCAUAAGACAGGCAACUCCCUAAACCGGACACUUAGAGUUGGUACCUGACGUUCUUCAGUCAUUUUCUUUGACUCUCCAUAAGACAGGAAACUCCCUAAACCGGACACUUAGAGUUGGUACCUGACGUUCUUCAGUCAUUUUCUUUGACUCUCCAUAAGACAGGCAACUCCCUAAACCGGACACUUAGAGUUGGUACCUGACGUUCUUCAGUCAUUUUCUUUGACUCUCCAUAAGACAGGAAACUCCCUAAACCGGACACUUAGAGUUGGUCCCUACCGUUCUUCAGUCAUUUUCUUUGACUCUCCAUAAGACAGGAAACUCCCUAAACCGGACACUUAGAGUUGGUCCCUACCGUUCUUCAGUCAUUUUCUUUGACUCUCCAUAAGACAGGAAACUCCCUAAACCGGACACUUAGAGUUGGUCCCUGACGUUCUUCAGUCAUUUUCUUUGACUCUCCAUAAGACAGGAAACUCCCUAAACCGGACACUUAGAGUUGGUCCCUACCGUUCUUCAGUCAUUUUCUUUGACUCUCCAUAAGACAGGCAACUCCCUAAACCGGACACUUAGAGUUGGUCCCUACCGUUCUUCAGUCAUUUUCUUUGACUCUCCAUAAGACAGGCAACUCCCUAAACCGGACACUUAGAGUUGGUACCUGACGUUCUUCAGUCAUUUUCUUUGACUCUCCAUAAGACAGGCAACUCCCUAAACCGGACACUUAGAGUUGGUACCUGACGUUCUUCAGUCAUUUUCUUUGACUCUCCAUAAGACAGGCAACUCCCUAAACCGGACACUUAGAGUUGGUACCUGACGUUCUUCAGUCAUUUUCUUUGACUCUCCAUAAGACAGGAAACUCCCUAAACCGGACACUUAGAGUUGGUACCUGACGUUCUUCAGUCAUUUUCUUUGACUCUCCAUAAGACAGGAAACUCCCUAAACCGGACACUUAGAGUUGGUACCUGACGUUCUUCAGUCAUUUUCUUUGACUCUCCAUAAGACAGGAAACUCCCUAAACCGGACACUUAGAGUUGGUCCCUACCGUUCUUCAGUCAUUUUCUUUGACUCUCCAUAAGACAGGAAACUCCCUAAACCGGACACUUAGAGUUGGUCCCUGCGCUUCUUCACUCGUUUUCUCAAACUCUCUAUAAGGCGGAAACAAAGACUUUGUGCCUGCCGUUCUUCAUUCAUUUCUCUUUGGCUCUCUAUAAUGCGGACACCAUCCUUAAACGGACACCUAGCGAUAGUCCCUGCCGUUCUUCAGUAAUUUUCUUUGACCGUCUUUGAGGCGGACACUUUUCCGUGAUAUAAAGAAUGUUGGUAGUUUAGGGUUUAAAAAUUUGAACUUUGCACAAAAACAUCAACUUUUUGUUCGUUUGUUUUCUUUUUCGUUUUUCACGGAUCAUGUACUUGCAGUGAGAAAUUCUGCAAUGGAUAGAAGCAACAGAUUUUGUUUAGUGUAUUUUUUUUUUAGUUUCUCUCACUAUACCUUUUUCGUGUUCAUUGUUUGACCAAAUUUCACUUGCACAAUGUGUUACAACUAAUUAAGUUGUUCUGAUUAACAGAAUAUUUUUAUAAUUUGUUGCCUCUGUGUGUUAUAUAUUUUUUCCCUUAGAGACGCACAUGGCUAGCCUACCAGUCGCGGUACAAAAAAGCUGCUGAAAGACGAUCAGCUGAAGACAAGGUAUAGAUAAACGUCUUCUCUGGGGUAGCCUGCGUAGCAAGCGUUUCCGCGCGAGUUUGUCGAGGACGUUGGAGAGAGAGCGAUAAAAAAGAAUGAAGGCAAAGGAGAGAAAACGAAGAAAACGAAGCGCUCUCUCUUUUCUUUGCAUUUGGAUUUCUCUCCCAUUUUUGUAUUGAAAAUAGAGCCCGCUAAAAUCUUUUGCACAGAAGUUAAAGCCACAAUUUUAAAAUAUUCAAGUGUCAUGAAUACUAGGGGCGUAUAUUUCACGGCAAUUUUACCAUGAAACUUGCCAUUUAGUGUUCAAUAAACAAACAGUGUCCCUACUUGAAUUGAACCACUCAGAAAUGAACAUGAUGAAUCUCUCUACCCUCCAAAAUUUCUAGAAUCAUGAAUUUGAACACCCCAAAAUCUAUCACUAAUAUCUCCUUCAUUUUGAGUUCCGAGUACCCGCAGGGGAUUAACAAUGCAUCUCCCCGGGACGUAGUCACUGAUGACUAUGUGGCUGUUGAUGAGCGUUAUUUUACCCUUGAAACUCCAUGCCAUCGGAUCGCAACGAAAUUCGUCUCCACAGCAUGGUGAAUACUCAUUUUCAGUCAUCGGUCAAUCAUUUGUGAUCCCAUUCCCGUCCAACGCGAAACUGGAGGGAAGGUCAAAUAACGGAGAAGUUUGAAUGGUUACCAUUUUUCAUGGUUCUUUCGGCCUCCUUUAUAUACUUGCAGGAAAGGGUAAAGUACUGUUUGGAAGCUGUCCGCUCAGACUUUCAAGCAAAAAGAAUGAAGAACACACCAAAAUACUAUAGUAAGUAUGAUCGAAUUGUUUAGUAAAUGUUAGUUUUCAGGUUUUCUUGUCAGCGCGCAAAAUACUGCACGUGACAAGAAACCUUACAGUGCUCUAUUGUGGGUAGGAUAUACACUAAAAUAAUGUCUGCAUUAUAUUCUGCACCUUAGAUGUUCGACGCGUGAAUCCGAUUCGCACUUUCUCCGUCUUAUGCGACUGAGCUGGUCGAAUUUAUUAGUUGGGUCGACCCGGAUUAAAAUCGUCGAAUUUAAUUGAUUCAAACGUCCAACUUGUCAUGCCUCGAAUCAAAUGAUUCGAUUCAGCGCAUGAAAAAUACGUUUAAACCGGGCCUAAUUUUCCGUAUUUGUUUUGCCAGCUCCUUCGGAGAAGAUUCCUCGCCUUUUGAAUACCUGUCCUGGAGGUAAGGAGUAUGAAAAUUAUAAUUAACGUAGUCACGUGAAAUUAUUCUCCUAAAAAGGUGAACAUUGCGCGCGUGCGGCGGGAUGCUUCGGGGUGGGCUACAGGCAGACACACCUUCAGCCAUACACCCUCGGCCUAUGGCCCAAGCUACGAGCGGCGACCGUAACCGUAAACGGCGAACCGCAAUGUUAAGUCUGGUAGAGUGUUCAUAGUCCCCUGUUUUUCCGUGAGAUCGUCGUGAUCAUGCGCCUACCCUUACAGGCGGCCAUCUUGGUUUCCAAUGUAACUAAUAAAGUCUGAGGGUGAGUAUCAAAUCUACUUAGGGGUAGGGGACGGUUUCGAAGGAGGCUAUUUUUCUUGUCUUACCCCCCACCUGCGAUUUACAUUUGAAACCAAGGUGGCCGCCCGUAGCGGUAAGGUCCGAGGUGACAGUGAACUGUCUAAGUCUAAGAAAGAACUGUGCUCGCGAGCGAGACACGCGUGUCUCUCUCUCUCUCGCGUGCCUCGUUCUUUUCCGCGCCCAUUACUUCCAAACGCCUGCUGCGCAAGCUAAGUCUUUGGUUGCCAGGGUGUACAGACGUAAAAUUCUGCAAAUCGCCAUCGUGUGACAUUUUCUACGGUUUCUUUUUUCAUGUCUUUAGGCUUUGUAUGACAUUUUUUUCCUUCAUUUAUCUAUACCUGAAGCUUUGAAAACCGGGUUAGCAAAAAAUCAGCUCAUUCUACUACUUGGCAAUUUAAACAAUAAAAAAUCAUUCAAAGGUUGAUUGAAAACCUUUCUCUGACGCCAGGCAGUACGUUAGUGGCCCCUAAUGGCAUUUCACCGAGUCCAAAUUUAAAAUGACGCAAAUUUUAGAACAUUUAUUCAGUAAUCUGACUCCCUUAACUUUCAACCCGGCGUCAUUCAGGUCUACAGUAACUUGCCUGAGAGGGCAAGUCUAAAAUGCAUGUUCAAGACUAUCUAAAAUAAAAUAAUAUGCUCCGUUUAUAUUACUGGUCAGGUAAAAAUGCUCAAUCAAAGACUUUCUCGUAAACUUUCCAAAAUAAGAGUUUCACAGUUUAUGAUUAGUUGCAAGUACCACAGAAAUAAUAAAAACAGGCUAAGACAGAGGAAGUUGUGAUAAAUUACAAAAUGUUUGCUAACCCGGUUUUCAUAAAUUCAUGUAGAUCUGUACAUUGAACAACCGAGUCCUUACAAACGAAAUCGCAAGCUGUUUUCUUUUUCACUGUUCUCUUCCUUUGACCACUUGUUUUGUGUUGAUUGCUCUAGAAAACUGAUAGUCAUUCUCUGAAUGGUGUUUGCGAUAGUCAUUUUGUCUUAACUUUCUUUUUCAUCCUGACUUCGAUUCUAUCAAAUGUUUUAUUCCACAGCAUGCCGGCAGCUUUUCAAGAAAGCCCAGCUCCUAGGUUACACCACAGGACAGGUAAUCUUUUUAUAUCAGCUUGCACAGGGUCGGUACUUUGCUUAGUACAUUAGCGUGCCCGGGGGUUUCUAUAGAAAAUGCUCGAUUCCAAAGUUUUAGGUGUUUUUAUUUUAAGUCGACGAUUAUUUUUAAAGCGCUCAAAGAUGAAAAAUGGUUUCAAAUCGCGCGACCAAAAUUCCACGUUAGUUGACCGAUGACCUAAAUAGCCUAAUUUUGUUUGAAUGGAAUGUCAUUCAUUCAAAGCAAGUAUGGCGGAGAGUAAAAAAGAGAAGCGUCGUGGAGGACGAUAUUGCUUUGCUAGAACUCAAUUUCCACUUCCUUUCUUGCCUUCCCUACCCAGUUUAAUCGGCAUCAAAGUUAGCUAGACUUUGUUCAUGUUUUUCUUAUGCUCUUAAGCAAGCCUUUCCUCCCCCUCCCCCGAAGUGAGUUUUGUGCCUUUGCUCCAGUUUCCGGUACGAAACAACAAAGCAGCUAGCUUUGUUUGGGGAGGGGGUGAGGAGGUUAGGAUGGAGAACAACAAUUUUAUCGUUGACUGUUCCACUUGAUAAGUCAUUGUAGGUAUAGUUUAACCAGAUUUUUGGUUAUUUUAAGAUGGGGGUAAAUAGCUUUCUUCCAACCUUCCUUUUCUCAGACUCAGAGUAUUGUAAACGUUCGGCGGAAAUGGUUUGUCCAACCUGCUCUUACAAGCGAAUUUGUUCAUUAUUAUCACGGUAAGUAUAAUGUUAACAUUUUUUCUCAUAGUUUAUUUAUAAUAAAGGGUGCGUCUUAUAGAGAGUCCAAGAAAAUGACUGAAGCACAGCAGGGAACAACCUCUUGGUGUCCGGUUUAGGGAGGUGUCUAUCUUGUAGAGGGUCAAAGAAAAUGAGUGAAGAAUGGCAGGGACCAUCUCUAGGUGUCCGGUUUAGGGAGGUGUCCGUCAUAUAGAGAGUUUCAAAGAAAAUGACUGAACAACGGCAGGAACCAACUGUUGGUGUCUUGUUUAGGGAGGUGUCCAUCUUUCAGAGGUGGCCUUUAAAGAAACGUUCACUGUGUUUCUGUAUCAGAUCGAAGUGCUCGAUUGAAAGAGAUGCAGGAACGCCAAGAAGAACUUGAGUCAAACAACAAAAGGUUACAACAAGAGGAACAGGACUUGAGAGAGAAAUAUCACGAGGUUUGAAUUCUCACAUGUAUGUAGCUCGCUACAACCUCGGACAAAAACUGUUGAAGCCUAUUACAAAAUACCUAUUUUUUGCACUCGUCCUGACCAAAAAGCUUACCAUCGCAAAAUGAAAAACCGUUCCCCCCUCCCCUAUUCCAAUUUUGUUUGCGGUAACACCAGAAAUGCCCACGUGAGCUUUUAGACCAAACCAACUUUGAACAGGGGGUGGGGAGAGGGAGACUUUGUUCCCCUUAGAAAUGAUCGUAGUAUGGCGCGAAAUUACAAAAUACAUGGAAAUACCUAAAGAGUUUUGUCCGGGGUUGUAGAAUACGUGGUAGGCAUUCAAAAAUAAUGGGGAGUUGGAAAAUUUGGUGCGCGAGGAAGUCAAGGGCGCAUGCCUCGAGAGGCGGUCCUCGUAGUACACGUUACAAAUAGCCCCUCAUAAACGUGUGGUUUGUGGGGUCACCCUAUACAGUAGAUACACAUUUGAUCUCUCUCUAUAUAUAUUUAACAAUUAUUGGAUGAGGCUGAGUAUGAUCUGAAGAAUUAUGGAUAUCGAGCAUACCCUCCCAGGUCUACAUAAUUCUUCAAAUGAUGCGAAAGCCGAAUUCAACAAUUGUUUAUUAUUCAUUCAAAAUAAUUCCUACUUUACAAACAAGCUAAAACAUGCUUACCUCCAUCGAUCAACUUCAAUUGCCUGUUUAUCGGCAAGUUUAGGAGAAAAAGGGUUCUUUAGGACUGCAAAUAUUCUUCAAAUAGCAGAUGUCGUCCGUCGAGUUGUCUUCUUGCUGGUUUUGCUAUGUUUUUAGCCAGUAGUUCGCCCAUUUCUUCCUCUUGAAACGAGUGAAAUGUUCCGCCAUUUUGUACUCACUACAACCCAACCUCGUCUCCAGGUCUUCUCGGUUAACGGUUUAGUUUUCUGGCAAUUAUGCUGCACAACUGACGUGAUUGUUCACAUAUCCCAAAAUUCUUCCAAAUUUGGUCGACAUUAGCUGGUUAUGAUGAAUUAUCCGUGGGAUUUUGGCCAAUCAGAAACGGAGAAAUAUUUUGAAUGGAUAAUAAUGUACGUUAUUUACCCACGUCAAGUCUUGGCCCUAUUUCGUAAUAUAUUACAGGGCUGGGUUGCUCAAAGAAGGGUUAAGAUAACCCAGGGUUAGUGCAAAAUUUGAAUUUAGAUAUCGAAGCUUAAAAAGCAAAAUCAGUGUUAUUAUUUUUGUCUACAGUUUAAUGAUUGGAUGGCCUAAAAAGAAUAGAGAAAAUAACCCGGGAAAAUGCUUUUGAACAAACGAAAAGGAAACCCUGGUUAAACUUCAACCCUGGGUUAGCGCUAUUCGGCCUUCGAACAACUGGACCCAGAGCUUUAGAUUCUGAGACGAGGACGACAACGAGUACGUGAUUUUCUCAAUACUGAGUAUUGCUCUCGCGUGAACCAGCGUCAUUUUGGCGGGAAAACCUGAUAGCCGUCGUCAUUCUACUUGGAGUUUUUGCCAUCGGGAGAGGGCUUAACCUCCUUCAGUAUAAACAACCGUACGAACUUUUUUGGUGAUAAAAAGCAAAAUAAAGCUUUCCGGAGUGUCUUUUUUUUACAACACGCCCAAAACCUUUAAGUUAAAUCUCGUACUCGUACUCGUUCUCGAUUAGAGAGCUUAAGCUACUACGACGACUAAGGUAGUGAAAACGUCACUAACUAAAUAAAUUCGCGUUUGUUCAAACUCUAUCGCAUUAAUUUACAGCCUUGGUCAAGUUGUGAAAUGUAGGCGAAUUUCCUUUGAGUUGAAUUCUUAAGUACUCUAUACUGCCAAGUUUUAAACAAGAAAGAUUUGUCGUCUUGUGUUCACGUCCUCCAUAAACCCUCUCAUUAAAAGGUUUCACUUCGAAGUCGUGCUGUGGAUGUUAAAGAAAUGUACCAAAAAACGUGCUGCAAGUGCAUAGCUGUUGUUCUUCUCGUUUCACCAAUGUAUUUUGACGUUCUUGUUGCCGUUGUCGUUAUGGUUGCCUUGUUAAAAGCAAGACCGACUUUGCCUUAUCAAAAUAUUUCCAGCAGCUUUCACUUCUAUGACUGCCUUACAGUACGACAACUGUAACCGGGGCCACUUAGACAAAGUUGACCAAUCGGAUUACAGAAAAAUAACAAUACAUUCCAAGCAGGUCGGUUGUUGGCCAAUCAGCAACUCGUAAAAAAAGCAACAAGAGACGAAGCACAAAAUUUAAUAUUGAUAGCAAGCGUUUUUCAGGAAAGCAAAAUGUUUCACCAGACAAUGUUUUUCUAUUCGAAACUUUGCAUCCAACACCCAGGAGAACUAUUUCUUUGGCACAAGCUGUUAUUUUGUUAUGUACCAGAAAUUUCUUCGCUCCUGUUGCCGCGCUUUGUAAUAACAUGCGACCGCAAGUCUAAAAUAUAACUACCGUUUACGAUUUUCGCCUCCGUCACUCACUCUAACGGACCUCUCGGGAAACACGUGCUUUCUUCAGCGGGUUUAAAAGGUCCUGUCUGUAGGUUGUAAUUGGUUGAUUUCGAUCCAUGUCGUUAAUUUUGUUUCGUGGUAAUUAUGAUUGACAACUAACUUUCUAGGAAUAAAUUGUUUUUUUCCUGUAAUCCGACUGGUCAACUUUGUCUGGGUGGCCCCGGUUAUAGUAGUCGCACUUUAAGGUUCUAUCCAAAUAAGAGCAAUGUUGUACAGCAAAACAAACGUUUCAUGUCACUCCCGGGAUCGAUGGUAUAAACUGAGCUACUGAUAAGCAGUAUUAAAACGAGAAGGGAACUGGAGCCGACAUGUGUCCUACAAUUGUUUCUGCGAUGGUUACUGGGCACGCGCCAGUAACAGUCCCAGAAGUCUUUGCGAAAGUUUACUCGGCCCAGUUCCCGUCACGUUUUUAACGUGGCGAAUAACCAACACUAUAGAAUGCGAGGUCCUACUAUCCUUUGAAAUUUUCUGUUUUAUUUGUGUUUAUCAUUUCUAUCAGUUGACUGAAACUAUUCAGCUAUUGGCAGAAGACAUCCUUGAAAGGAGACAAGAAACGACACGGCUUCACCGCUGCUUGUGUAAGCUGGCGGGCAAGGUAAUUAGCGUCUUCUUUCGUCUUUAUGAAUUACAGUCAACUCUCUGCAAGGAAGACAUCUUUAGGACCGGCACUAAGUGUCUGUCUUCAGAUGAUGUUACACGAGACGAUUCGCAACGACGAUUUGUAGCUCAACACAGCGUUGCAACAUUGUUGCGACAUUGUUUCGAAUGGUUACAACAGUGUCCCAACAUUGCAACGCUGUGUUGCGCUAAAAAUCGUCGUUGCGAAUCGUCCCGUGUAACAUCACCUUUAGAAAGAUGUCUGUCCAAUAGAGAGUAAAAUAAAGAGAGUAAGGAAAGGGAGAGACAACCUUGGCAGUCCAUUUUACAGAGGUGUCCGUCUUACAGAGAUGUCUGUCCUAUAGAGGUGUCCCUCUUACAGAGGUGUCCGUCUUAUAGAGGUGUCCGUCUUAUAGAGGUGUCCAUCUUACAGAGGUGUCCGUCUUAUGGAGGUGUCCGUUUUACGGAGGUGUUCGUCUUAUGGAGGUGUCCGUUUUACGGAGGUGUUCAUUAAGAGAGAGUUGACUGUAUCAGUAAAGAAGAUCUACACUAUGUUUUAUGAAAUUUCUAAACGAAAAGUUGCCCUGAUACAAGAACUCCCUUCUCUGCUGAGGCCUCAGCCUGUGUGCGGUGGGAGGAGGGGACGGGGUUCUCAGGCUACAGAGUCCUCUACUGGUAUUCCAAAAAGAUAUGGUAAGCGCGCGGAGGUCGAUGGGAAGAAGGAAAGGCUGAGCGGAGACCUAUUUCUUUCUCUUUUCCCUUCUCAUUGGCCCCAGGUCCUAGUGGCGCAAAGAGGCCUCUGUAAAGGAUAUAGGCUCAAGAUGAAGGUGUCACUUUUACAGCAUGCGUAUGCACGUUACUUGAGUCAAGAGUCAAGGUUCACAAAUUAUGCGCUCUGGAGACCGUUUUCGAAAAGCUUUCAAAAGUGCCGUGGACGCCAGGCCAAAGCGGAGGAAAAAGGUGCGUUUUUGAAUUUAUGCGGGGUAAGUGUGCACAGGGUCUUGGCGAAAACUGUUCGUGCGUAGGGGAAAACCGUCCUACUGCUUGCUUCUUUCUUAAGUUUUUUUAAGACUCGAACAACUAAAUUUCAUUAGUUAGUUAGUUUCUUUUUUUUUUGAAGGCUUUCAGAACUUAGUUUCCUGUCCUAUUACACAACGUAUCAAUGAAAACGUCUCCUGUACGGCUCGCAAAAGUGCCUUUGUUCAUCCAAGAAAAGGCUUUUUUUGUUUUUUGUUUUUUGCUUUGCAGGAGUUAACUCAGCCGUCCGUAUUGGAAUCCAAAAAAACGAAGACUGCAGCUUCACAAACAAGGAUGAAGCCUUUAAAACUCCACAUGUAAGUGACGCUAUAUUGGAUUUGAUUGCUUGUAGAUCACGAAAAGUCGGCGUGACUCCUUUGCUGUGAUAUACAGUAAAAACCCGCGACUAAGAACUUUUUAGGCUAAAAUUUGAAACUACUUCUUAUUUUCUAAAAUCUUUAAAUAAAAUUCUGUACACCAGGGCAAAUAAGUUACCGGUAAGUCAACACAGUUCAGAAUCCUUUUUGGAGAUGUAGGUGCCUUAUCACUCCAACUGCAAUACUAAUUUAGCAUGCAAAUCUUGUAUAGCAAUAAGCUGGAGACCUUUAAAUACUCUUGGCUACAAUAUAAUUUGUUCUUAAGAAAAUAAGAACCCAAAUAUUUACGAACCUAAAUAGCCUAAAUUUGUGCUUAUUACCAUUUAUGUCAUUAUGCAGGUUCUUAGUCGCGGGUUUUUACUGUACCCCGACUUUUUAAUGUAACAUUUCUCAUUGUCCUUGGUAGUUAUAGAAACUGACGCCCUAAGGCCUUAUAACCGUUUUUAAACGGUUAUAAGUCUCAAGAGACUUCGCGCUCAGUUUUCAUUUUGCGCAGAAUUUUCAAGAUUUGCGCUUGGCUUUUGAAAAAACAUACCCGACUCUAAUCUUUAAUUUAACACUUGUUCCCUGCAUUCACUGUUUUUGUGGUCGAGUCUAGAAGUCACUAUAUGCUUCUGAUUGGCCUGUAUUUCCGACCCCCCCCCUUCCUCUCCCAGAACCCUUCUCUAUUGCGCAUGACAACGCUGAGUCAAGAGCGUGAGCUCUGGGUUCGAUAUUGAUUAGCUGGAAAAUAGAUCAUUUCCACGAUGGCGUCAUUUUACUACUUCUACCAGAAACCUUCAGGGUUUUGCUUUUUUGUGCAAAUUAAGGGUUUUUGUUAUUUAAACCUCACUAGGUUAACCAAAUUCAAAUACAGUCGACUCCCGAUAACACGAACCCUCGCUAAGUCGAACCAAAAUCGAUUUCCUUGGAUUUCUUUCAUACAUAUAUCGUAAUUUUACCCUCGGUAACUCGAGCCCUCGAUAACUCGAACCUCCCGCUCACUCGAAGUUAUUUUUGCUUCCCUUCAGAUGACCUCUACAUAAUUUUACCCUCGAUAACUGGAACCAUGUCAAGUCGAUCAAAAAAGAAAAAAAGUGUGUACUACAGUCCGAAAUAUUGAAUUUAAUAUUUCAAAACAGCUGUGUAUUCUUUGUCUUCACUUUUUGGUCAGUUCAGUUCGAUUACAGUGUCCAGCCCUGUGUAUUUUAAUUGAAGUUCUGUUUUCUUAAUUCCAAGUGUGCAUGAUACUUGUAUUCUUUCCCCUUGCCAUUUUCUUAUUUUCUCAUUUUUGGUUACUUGCUUCGAACUCCCGAUAACUCCACGAAAAGCGUUUUCCGUUGGCUCGAGUAAAUGAUCUGUUUAAAAAGGAAAAGGAAGUUAUAACAUAACCUGAAUGUUUUGUCACGUUUUUCCCCGGCAGGUGCAACACAUGCAAAACAACCGAGAAUCAACAUCAACUGGUGCAGUGUGACACGUGCCACUACCACUAUCACCUGGCAUGCGUCGAUCCACCUCUAACGCGCAUGCCCAAGCGAUCGGCCAAGUGUCUUUGGUGAGUAAAGAAUUGUCUCCCAUCUUUAAUUUUUUUUUUUGGACAGAUGACGAUCGGGGAGAGUAGAAAUAGCAAUCCAUGGGUUGUCGCUAAAGCGAAAAAAGGAAAAAAGGGGAGAGGGAGAGGAGGAAAAAAGUAUCAUCUCUCUUUCUCUUAGCCUUGCCCCAGUUCUCCUCUUUUUUGCAAUUCAAAAUCUUCUUGACGUUGGCUGGUAGCGUAGAGGCCUUCAUUAACGCGCGGAUAAUUAAAAGAUUUGCUAGAGUCGCCGCGAGAGAAAAUACAAAGUUUAAAACACAGAAAGCAAAGAAGAAACUUCUUCUGAGGCGAACAAUGAGAGAAUUGGUAACAAAAAAUCCAGGAUUCGAGUGCCGUACUGUUCAGCCAUGGUUUAACUUGCUAGAUUAUAUACAUGAAGUUUUUCUUUUCGAUGAAAUAUCUAUAUUGAUUACGCUUCCGUUUAUUAGCUACCUUUCAUAUAUGCCAUCUGCUGUGCGGACACGUCAUAUAGCCGGUUCUUUAACUAAAGCCUUAGACUCAAUGUUUUAUAGGUAGAGUGCAAACAGAAAUUCAGUCUUAUCGUUGAUAUAAAUUUUAAGGGUUGAAAUACUGAGUUAAAUUGUAGAAAACAAGGCCAAUUCAGAAAACAACGGGAACGCCGGUUUUGCGACAUUAUUAUUGAAAACAAAAAAAUUAAGCACCGCAAUAUAUAGUCCGUUUUCAUCAAGUUCCAAUUACCUCUCUGUCCUUAAUUGAAAUGUGAGCUGUUCCCUGCUAAGUAGAACUUCUUCUUUAAUUGACAACGCUCGGUGUCAGCUUGAAAGGGCGAGUUAUUUUCUCGUUAAUAAUUCAUCCGACAAGCAAAUGAUGUACACGUAAAAUAAUGAUGGAUUUUAUUUAAUUCUAUACUUUUAUUUAAACUUAUAAGGAAUCUGACGUAAGUUUUCAGUCAGCAUCUUUUUGGUAGUUCAGGGUGUCGUCGACGAGGCGUUUGAGUCUUCAAAGUCGAAAAGGUUUCUGAAAAAGGACCGAAACCUAAUAUUUCGGGCUCUUCUCGUCCUCCUUCUUCUUUCUUUGAGAUAAGCCUCAAUUGGGGACUCACGACAAUGUAAUCUGAAACUCUUCUCAAAUGCCAACGAGUAUUUGUGUUCUUCUCUAAAGAGCCUUAACAUGGCAACUUUCACUUUAGGCUUACGCCGUAGGAUGCGUCUUAUCUCGUACCCAGAUUUUCCACGGUCAAGCGAAAUAGAGACCUUGUAUUUUAAAUCGAGACAUACGUACAGUUGUAAGCAACUUUUUUGUCUGGCGAUUGCCAAGAUGGAAAUCGUUUCCAUCUCAAAAAUUCGCCAUUUUGUCACAUUUUUACUUUUUCUUUGGUAGUAAUCGGUACAUAUACAGUUUUUUAAGUAAGUGCCCUAAAGGUUUCUUGUUGUUUCACAAUUCAGAGAGAGCACUAUUGUAUUGUAACAUGAACGUUCGUCACGUUCUUAUGUCUCCGAAAUCCUGAUGGUCGCUGGUAUCGCUGAGUUCUUCGUUAAGGCACGGAUUACUAAGAGAUUUCCUAGAGUCGCCACGAGGGAAAAUACAAAGUUUAAAACACAGAAACCAAGGAAGAAACUUCUCCCGUAGGAAACCAGUUUAACGAAAUAAUCCAGAAGUCGAGUGCAGGCCUGUUCAGCCAUAGUUUUGUAAAUAUACAAUAUGUAUGUAUUUGUCGUGGUUAAAACUGAUAUCUACAUUAAUUACCCCUCGUUUUAUUAGCUUUUUUUCACAUCGGCCACCUGCGGUAGUGCCUAAUAAAGCCGGUUCAUUAACUAAAGCCUUAGACUAAAUGUUAUAGGUAGAGUGCAAACAGAAAUUCAGUGUUAUUGUUGGUAUAGAUUUUUAAGGGUUGAAACACCGAAUCAAAUUGUAUAAAACAAGGCGAACCCAGAAAACAAUGCAAGGGGAAGGUUUUGCAACACUAGUAUUGAAAACAGGACAAUUAAACACCGCAAUAUAUAGUCCUUUCCAUAAAGUUCCAAUUACCUCUCUGUUCAUAAUUGAUCAGUGAGCUGGUUCCUGCUGAGAAGAACCGUUUGUUUAAUUGCAAAUGCUCGGAAUAGAAAAUAGAACUUCAGUUCAUUCUAAAACGUUGAAAGGGUGAGUUUUCGCUCUAAAUUUAACUGUCCAGCGAAGUUUUGAAACAUAAUAAAAUGGAGAUGGAUUUUGUUUAGUUCUAUUUUUUAUUUAAAAUUUUAAGCAUUUUGAUGCAAUGCUUCAGUUUCAAAACGUUUGGCACCUGUUUUAGUCGUAGUUAGUAAAGUGACGUCUAGUCAGCGAGGCUUUUUAGUCUUGCAAGCCGAUGAGGUUUUUAUAAAUGGACUGGAGCCUAACAUUUUGGACGGUUUUCGUCUUCCUUCUUCUUUCCGUGAGAUUUGUCUCAAAUGUAGACUUGCGACGGUUUUUCUGAAUGGACCAGCGCACAGCGAAUGACCUUGCUUAUUUGUAAACUCUUUUCGAAUGCCAAUGAGUAUAUGCGUUUGUCUCUAAAGAGCCUCAACAAGCCGUAGGAAUGCGUCUUAUCGCGUAUCCAUAUCUCCCACGCCCAAGCGAAAGAAAGACUUCACUUUUUUUAAUGGAAACAUGCAUACAGUGGUAAACAACUACUUUAGCUGUCGAUUCUUCAGAUGGAAAUCGAUUACAGCCUAAAAAAUGGCCAUUUUGUCACAUUGUUACUUAUUCUUUGCGAGUAAUCGGUACAAUCACGCUUGUAAACGCUAAGGUUCUUGAGCCAUAGCAAACACAGUUUUGUCCAUAAAAAGAGGAAAAUCCUCUUAAAUUUUUCUCUUUUAGAAGUUAGUUGACGAUGAAAAAGGGAACUGAGUUUCAUUAAGUAGGUGCCCUAAAGGUGUCUUCUUUUUUCGCAAUUGGGAGAGACCAGAUCGUGUUUUAAAGAAUUCAAUUCUAGGUACGUAGUUAUUACAAAAAUCGCCUUCCAUCCCAAUGUUUAAAAUGCUGAAUUGAAAUUCACUUUUAUAUGUUAGUCUUUUUCCACUGUAAGUCCAUUACAUUUCGUGGAAGUCGUAGACGGAAUUUAGUUCAAAGGUGUCUGUUUUCAGGUUCUCUAUUGAGAGACCAAUUCCAAUUGUAGCGACCAAUCUUCUCCUGUUUACACCUUUCCUUGGUCUUUGGGCAGAGCAAGUCCAUUCGCCACUUUUAAAACGAUUAGGGCCGAAAUAUUUCCCGCAAUUUUUUCUUGGGACUGUUACUCAGGUGGGGACGCGCCGAUCAGCGCGGUCAUUUUUGGUUAUUUUUUCCCUUCUCCCUAGUAAUAGUCCCAGGAGUCUUGCUAGAAUUGCUCGUUCUCUCCAAAUUUCGUCUCGUAGAACUUCGCAUCCUCACGUCAUAUUCUCGUCCAAACGAAGUAUUUUCUUCAUUGUGCUUUUUACAAUUUGGCGAAUCUCUCGGUAUCGCCAGCAAUAAACAAUUGGAUUAAAUGAUGAAUUCAGGUAAAUUAAGAAUGGCGACGCAGAUUUGGCUAUGAGAAACGAAGUUUCAGAAGUGUCAGUCAAGUACAAUAUUAUAGAAGGCAAAUAAGGAAGAUAACAAACUAGAAAAACAAAAUAGACAAAAAGAGUAUUAUAAGCGGACUUCCUUUGUCUGAGUGCCUCCCUUGUUUGUGCAUUUUGAAGCUGAUUUUGACUGUAUAUCUGAUUCUGGUGAUAUUUGACGAUUUUGUAAAUACGAACAUAUGCCACUGUUGUCAGAACAUACCCUACCAGUAAAAUAACUGCAGCUACCAUUUCAUUGCUUUUCGGAAGGAAAAUGUACAUCAAGGCAGUGAUAGAACUUGUUAACCAUAUAGAUAUCAAUACUAUAGUGACACGUUUGGACGUGACAAGCUCUUGAUAUCGCAGAUGGAGCGAAACGGCGAGAAGUCUGUCGAGUGCAAUGGUCGAGAGAGUUAGGAAAGAUGCAGCGCAGAGAAAAAAGAACAGAUAAGAGUCCAAAAUUAAAACUGUUGGACAGAGUGACGUUAAGUUGUAAUCUUCUUUUGAUGCUGUCUUCAGUAUCGCGGCAUAAAUAAUGCCGGCCAUUAGCUGCGACACCAAUCCCACCCCAAGAUCAGAGAAAGCCAGACUAAGGAACAGCCUCUUCUCGUUGGCUGUUAUUGAUGAAGCUUUCAAUAAGGCGCGAAUUAGUAAAAGAUUUCCGAGACUUGUCACGAGAGAAAACGCGAAGUGUGAAACACAGAGAGAAAAGAAAAAAGUUUCUCUGUAACGGGCAAGUUGAAGAAAACCCUCCAACGUUUGAUUGCAGUACUGUUCAGCCAUUUUUUAUCUUGCCGGUUGUUUUUCAAGCAUUUUACCUUAAUUACCCCUCCUUUGUUCGUUUUUUAAAAUACCCGACUAGUUUGACGGUGGAUGUUAAUGUAAACGGUUUAAUAUGCCUCAAGCGCAGUGUGUAUUGUUUGUAGAGUACAGGGUCGUAUGGUCGUUUAUUGACAUACUUAAUGAAAACACAACGUUUAAACUGUGCAAUACAUGGUUCGUUUCCACCAAGUUCCAAUUACCUCUUUGUUUAUAACUGAGAUGCGAGUAGUUUCAAGCUGGGAAAGAUGUGCUUGUUUAAUCUAAAACGGCUGGUUUAACAAUAGAAGGUUAAAUCAUUCUAAAAGUUGAAACGGCGAGUUUUUUCUCUCAAUUUAACGGACCAGCCAGCCUUUGAAACAUAAUAAAGUAGUGAUGGAUGUUUUAAGUUCUAUUCCUUUUGAACUCGUGGGUACGCGCGAGCGUACCACGAGUUAUUGCAGGGACAAGGAUAUGCAAAUGAGUCACUCACUCACUCGUAGUAGACGCACUUCGUAAUUAAUCGGGUCCGAAGUCGAGAGCGCAAAGAUCUAUCGUUUCCAAAGAAGCACGCGCCCGGUUAAGUUCGGUGGCAUCAAAUUCCUCGCUGAGAACGUGCAUCGUGCUCUACAGCACGGUUGGAGGAUAGUUAAGACACGCAAGAAACUUUCAGAUUAGUACGAUUCAAGAGCCUUUGACUCGUCCAGGCGUUAAACUUGACGAGAAGAUGAGCAUUUGCUCUUCGACUCCUUUAACUUCGACGCUGGCUUGAUCUCCUACCUUGUAGUAAUGUGGUAGGUUAUGUGUAUGAAUGAAUGUAUGGUAAAUAAAGGCACCUCUUCUUUUUCUUCUUAAGGACUCCCCAAGAUCACGGGGGGAAAUGGAUGUGAUUUUGAGGCAUUAGCUUUAAAAUGACAGCGGAAAUCGAGAUAAGAAAACAUAAGCUUAUGUUUGGCGUCCUACUUCGCGAAGGAGUUGUGUCGGCUUUGUAUCGCAUAUGUUCUUUCAUUGCUUUGAAUUGCCAUGAAAUGCGUUUACAUUGUUUUUUACUGUCAGUAGCUUGGUUUCAAUUAGCCUUAAUUUCAUCCGAUUGCUUCGAGUCUUUUUUUCAGUUGGUUAAGUAUGGCUCGAUCGUUUGCAAGCGGAAGUUCCAUGGAAAAGGCAUUAAAUUUCAGACUUUUCACCACAUUACGUGACCAUCCUCAAUGGGGUAGUGGCUACGUGAUGUCGGGUCAACCCGAAGGUACUGAGUUCAAAUUCUGCUAAGGAUCUCCUUUUUUCCAUCUUCCUUUUUUUUUUUUUUCUUUUUUGUUUUGUUUUGUUUGCUUAUUUGUUUUGCUGUUUUUUUUUUCUUGGUUUUUAAAUAUAUGCCUAAAUAACUGUAAAUAAAGUGCAAUAAACAGCAAGAAAAGUAUUGUGUUUCCAGAACAAGGAUAGUAUAUUCAUUAUUUGAAUUUCUAUCAUUUCCUAAAAUUUACUGUGGGAAAACCAGAGGUGAUAACUAAUUGAUUAUUUUCUAAACAACGUACCCACGAGUUGACGAUAGUCUUUCUUUGAUUAAAAUUUUAAGCCAUCCGACUACCUUGUCAUUGCUUUUUGGAAGGAGAAUGUGGUUAAACAAAGGAGCAAGGAGGGAAGUUCUCCUGUAGCGAGUAAUUUUUCACAAAAAAUUCAACGCUUGAGUGCAGCACUGUUCAGCCAUGGUUUAACUUACCAGUAAAUUUACAUGAACUUUUCGUCCAAAAACUAUCCACAAUAAUUAUUCCCUCGACCGUAUGUUAGCUUCCUUUCAAAAUAGCCAUCUGCUGUGAUGCUUCGUGUUAAUAUGGACUUUAAGAUGCCACGACGGCGACGACAACGAAAACUUCAAAAAAGUAAUAGUUUGAAUUAGGAAAACAACAACUGUGCACGUGCAUCACGCUUUUUUGCACAUUUCUUUGCCGUCACUGCAUGACUACGACGGGAAAGUUCCUAAUUUCACCGUUUUGUGGAGGACGUAAACAAGCGACGGCUAAAUUUUCUUUCUCUUUCUGAACUUGAAUAUGGUUCUUAGGAAUUCGGCUCACAAAGAGUUCGCUUGCAUUUGACAAAGUAAAUGAGUUGGACUAAUCGCGAUAGAGAUUGUAAGAACGCGAAUUCACUUUUCAAGCGACGUUUUCGUGGCCGUCGCCGUCGCCGUCGCCGUCGUGGUAUCUUAAACUCCCUAAUGUCGAUGGUUGGUUAACUUGCUAAGCCUUAGACUUAGUGUUUAAAGGGAAGAGUUCAACCAGGAAUUUUUAUUGUUGGUACAAUAAAUUUUAGCGGUUAUGAACCUAAAUCUUUUGCAGACAAACCCAGGAAAUAAGGGGAAGGUUUUGCGACAAGUCAAAACAAUUAAACACGGGGAUAGAUGGAAAAAAAAUUAAACCCCACCGCAAUAGAAUAUGGUCUCUUGUCAUCAAGGUAUUAUUACCGCUCUGUUCAUUAUUGAGAUGUGUUCAGUUUUCGGCUUUUAUUUGAGGGUAUACCAGUACAAACUCUUUAAUUGUCGGCUCAUCAUCAAGCUCGUCCAUGACUGGGAGAAAGGUGAUUCAGUUGAGAGCAGCGUAGUUAACAACUGUCUCACGCAGAGAGAGAGCUCAGAGUAGUGUUCCACCCAUUUGUCCAUUUGCUCUUUGGGGUCUGUAAUGGACCCAAAGCUUUCUUGAUGCCAUGUUACAUGCCUCUGAUAUUGCCCAAGACUGUGGUUAGCUGUAUGUCGUUGCAAAGUUUAAGCCAAUAAUCAUUGGCACAACGUCUGGCAGGCUCUGAGUUAAACUGCGUGCAGCGGGGAGUGCUGUCAGCAUUUUCUCACAUGGGUUCUUUGUGUAUUUCAAGUGGGUUUGUUGUUUGGCUCAAUGAGGGGCUCCAUGAUCGGUAGGCUGGCGUCGAACCAGCUGUGACUAGGCCUGUCCAUUCCGCCGAGAGCCGACAUGGCCGAAGAGUGGAUGGCCUCCCUCAAGAGGUCCCACCUGGAGGUGGCAUCCUGACCCUGGAAUUUGCGCUGACGCUGAGUCAGAAGUGCUUGCAGUGUUUAUGCCGGGAUGGCCUGGUUUCUUUGUGCGGUGGAGUUGCACACCAGGACGUGAUCAGUAUUGCAGUCGACGCUGUGGUAACUGCGAGUGGAGAGAACGUUGAGCAGACUGCGUGGUCUGGUGCUAAGUAGAUCAAGCUGAUGCCAUCUGUGGGACCGAGGAGGUUUCCAUAAAACAUAAUGUUGCGGCUUACCUUCAAAGAAGGUGUAGGUUAUAUUGCGCAAGGAGCAGAGUUCCAAAAGUCUUUGUCCAUUUUGUCCAUUUUUCCGGAGCCGUGAUGUCCUAGACAAGAGGGCCAGGCUUGGUGAUCAGAUCCAACUCUGGUAUUGAAAUCGCCAAUGAGCAGUAGCUCGGGCCAGUAGCUCCUCAGUUUUAGCGCUUGUGGCGCCGAAGGGCUUGCAGUUGAUUGGUCACAUCAUCAAAUAGUUACAUCUAACCUUUCUCACGAAACCAUUAAAAUUGAAACCAUUGUCACUGUUUAUUCGAUCACUCUGUUUUCUCCAUCAAAAAGACCAUUUUCAAGUUCUGAGAGAUUUUUCUUUGUACUUUUUACUAUCAUACAACCUUUUGUUCUUGUAAACAAGUGUGUAACGUAAUACUUGGCGUUUUAUAGGACUUUAAAAAGGUCGAACUAAUUUCCUUCUUUUAUUUCUUGCGAAAUAGUUUCUUUAUUGUGCUCUGCACAAUUUCCCGAAUCUCUCGAUAUCGCCAGCAGUAUACGUAAGGAUUUAACGAGGAAUUCAGAAACAGCAAGAAUAUUGAGGCCCAUUUUGGUACGAAAAAGGAGAUAUUCGAUCUGUUUAGCAAGUACAAUAUUGCGGAGGGUAGAUAUGGAAGAUAACAAGCUAAAUAAACUGCAUAGAAAAAUAACGCAUUGUAGGCAGACUUCUUUUGUCGGAUUACCUCCACUGUUUCGGCAAUUUGCAGUUGAUUUUGACUGUUGAUCUGAUUCUGAUGAGAUUUUGCAAUUUUGUAAACGCGAACGUAAGCCACUGUUGUCAAAAUAUGUCCUGCAAAUGAAAUAACACCAGAUACCGUUUCACUGCCUUUGGGCAGGAAAACGUAUAUGAAGGCAGUGAUGCAACUCGUCAACCAAAGAAACACCAAUAUAGUGAUCACACGUUUGGAAGUGACAAGCUCCUGAUAUCGCAGAUGGAGCGAAACAGCGAGAAGUCUAUCUACUGCGAUAGCAGUAACAGUUAGGAAAGAUGCAGCGCCGAGAAGAAACAAAAGAUAAUAAUACACUGUUAGAACCGUUGGGCAAAAUGAGGUAAAGGUGUUUUCUUCACUUGAUGCCAUUUUCAAUACGACGGCGCUGAUAACCCCGGACAUGAGUUACGGAAACAACCCCACGGCAAGAUCAGAGAAAGCCAGACUCAAAAACAGCUUCUUGACGGUGGCUGGUAUCGAUGAGGCAUUAAACAAGGCCCGGAUCACUAAAAGAUUUCCAAGAGUGGCCACAACUGAAAACGCCAGGUGUAAAACACAAAAGGCCAGCAUAGAAUCUCUCUUUUGGAGAACGAAUUGCUCAAAUUCAUGUAGCUUUGCAGUACAGAACUGCUCGGUCAUGGUUAAACCUGCCAGAUGAUUUAUUGCGUGUCGCUUUAGUUUAAAAGUCUCAAUCAGACUUAUCGGUUAUAGGCUAAUUUUGUUAAAAAAACUGGAGAUAACAGGCUUGAUUGGUCAGCAAAUCGUCAAACAUUUAGACUGCGAGCAGUCUCUUAUUUUUCUUUACAAAGUUACUGCACUUGAACGGUGAAGCUGCGAUAAACGAGGGCGAAAACCCGCGAGAUUUCCAAGAGUGGCCACAACUGAAAACGCCAGGUGUAAAACACAAAAGGGCCAGCAUAGAAUCUCUCUUUUGGAGAACGAAUUGCUCAAAUUCAUGUAGCUUUGCAGUACAGAACUGAUCGGUCAUAGUUAAACCUGCCUUGCGUGUCGCUUUAGUUUAAAAGUCCCAAUCAAACUCAUCGGUUAUAGGCUAAUUUUGUUAAACAGCUGGAGACGCCAGGUGUAAAACACAAAAGGCCAGCGUAUAAUCUCUCUUUUGGAGAACGAAUUGCUCAAAUUCAUGUAGCUUUGCAGUACAGAACUGCUCGGUCAUGAUUAAACCUGCCAGAUGAUUUAUUGUGUGUGGCUUUAGUUUAAAAGUCUCAAUCAGACUCAUCGGUUAUAGGCUAAUUUUGUUAAACAGCUGGAGACAAAAGGCUUGAUUGGUCAGUAAAUCGUCAAACAUUUUAAAAUGCUUUCAAUCAAUCAAUCAAUCAAUCAAUCAACUUUAUUGGUACAUCCAAUUAAAAUGGGUUUUCACAUACCAAUUACAAUAAAAUCUAAUAUGAACAAUAGAAAUCUAAAAUAAACAUUUGAAAGUGAUAAAACAUUACCAUAUUAUUUUAAAAAUAUAAAAUAUGCAUGAUUACACCUAUUGAAAGUCAAUGGCUUAAAAACUCGUCAAGUGCACGUCCUUUAAUCGCAUUCUUAAAAACAUUAAAUGACUCUGUUUGCUAAACUUUCUGGAAGGUCAUUCCAGAGCUGAACAGCCCUAUAUGAGAAAGAUCGCUGACCUGUUGCUGAUAAGAUGGUAUAAGAAGUUCAUCUUUAUUCCUAGUAUUUCUAGUAUGCACCUGGCUUCUUGUCGAAAACCUAUUACACAAGGAUGGUGGGGCUAAUCUAUUUAUACAUUUGAAAGCCAUUAAAAUGUCUCUAACCUCCAGUUGCUUAGCAACCGGCGACCAGUGGAGUUCCUUCAACAUCGGCGUGAUGUGCUCAUACUUUCUUGCGCCAGUCACAAUCCGUGCCGCAAAAUUCUGAACUUUUUGAAGCCUGGCAAUGUUCUUUUUUGUUGUACUAGACCACAUGGACGAACAAUAGAAAAACUUGCUGAACACUAAUGAAUUUAUUAUGGUUAUGAGCGUAGACCUAUCAAACAAAUAUUUCACACGAUUGAUUUGGCACAGGCUACCUGUACACUUAGAUACAACCCCGGUCACAUGUUCGUCAAAACUACGGCGCGAGUCCACAAUGACCCCCAAAUCUUUUGCAGAACGAGACGGCAGAAUCUCUUUACCGAGUAGCGUAACUCCAAAACCCUCCGGCACACGAGCUAACAUCUGCGGGGUUCCAAGAAGCAAUAACUUAGUCUUAUCUGGAUUAAUCAGCAAGCUGUGUGUGGAACACCAGGCGGCAAUCCGUUGCAAAUCUUCAGACAAAUGUUCCACAACCAUGGCUGUCUCCUGGACAGGAAACGAGAGAUAGAGCUGGGAAUCAUCCACGUAACUCUUUAGUAAGCACAGGAUAGGGGCAGCUGGAAGAUCGUUGAUGUAUAUAUUAAAAAGGGCUGGCCCCAAGAUCGACCCUUGAGGUACACCAUAAGCUACCUGGCGUGGAUCUGACACCUCACAACCAAUCCUCACCCGCUGAUUCCUGUCCGUCAGAUAGCUUCUAAACCAUCCCAUAGCCUGUAUAGACACACCCAGUUCUCGAAGUUUACGUAAUAGGAUCCCAAGCUCGAUACUGUCAAAGGCCUUUGACAAGUCCAACAGAACCAACGCUGCGACUUGUUUUCGAUCCAUUGCUUCGAGAAUCAUAUCGGACAUGAAAAUAUGGAGUGUUUCUGUCGAGUGCUUCUUCUUGUUUCCAUUUUGAUGUUCAGUUAAAGAGUUCUGACGUGUUGUGCUCUCCGUUAACUGAUUAAGAGCUGCUCGUUCGCAGAUCUUAGACAGAGCUGGCAACAGUGAUACUGGCCGGUUGUUAUUAGCAACCUCAUGAUCCCCUUCCUUUAAUAUCGGUAUUACCACGGACUCUUUCCAAGCAAAUGGAAAAACUGAUGUUAAAAGCGAUUUAUUUAUAAGCUCUUUCAAGACUGGAAGUAUAACUGGUAGGGCAUCCUUGAUCACACUCAUGUGUAACUUAUCCAUUCCUGGUGCCCUGUUUGAAGGAAAAGACAAGAUGAUCUGGUGUACUUCAAAGGUAGUAACUGCGCGGAAUCGGAAUUCCUCUAGUUGGAAUAAGGUCUUGGCUGGGCUUAUACGCUGGAAAAACGUUAACUGAAGCAAGACUCUUAGAUUCAGCUGCAGCCCUUGCCCCCACAGAAGUAAAGAACUCAUUGAACUCGUUCGCCAGUUCCGUCAUAUCCCUUGAGUACACCGGUCUCGAUUUCUCUUUUGACGGGAAAGGCGAAAUGGUUUUCCUUCUUAUUCAAAAUUGCUUUCAUCCACCGGCAAAUAUGUGCAGCCAUAGAAGACCUAUUUAGGCCUAUUUUGGGUUAAAUAGGCGUAAAUGCGUUGUUUAAUGAGUGUUCUUUCAAGGUUUUAAAACAAUUCGACGCUUGUCUUCAACAACUGACAGCGCCACUAACCCAUGAAGGCCCGUUCUGGUCAAAAUUGCAUGAUUAAUUUUUCCCUCUUGAUGAAUUAAUUUGAUGAGUACCUGCUAUUAAUAUUUUGUCUGUUUGUAAUUAUUUUUACCUAUGCCUGUAAUUAUUUUCGUGUUCUUUUUAACAUUUCCAUGCGUCACAAUUAUUUUUUCCUCACCAGGAAUUAAUUUUUUUAUGUGCCGUCUUUAUUAUUAUGCUUCUUUAAAAUUAUUUUUGUCCAUUACGCAAAUUAUUUUACGGUUGCGGAUUAGUUUUUUGUGUGCUGUAAUUAUGUUUUUUGGAUAAUUAAUUGAUUUUGUUGUACGCUUCUCAUAAUAUAAUGAUAAUUUAAUUUUUUCCAUUCGAGAAUUAUUUUUUUGUUAGUCAUAAUUAUUUUUUCGUAGUUUUGGCAAAUGUCCCAUAAGCCUCUGCGGUAAUGCACCUAAAACAUGGCGGCUCGUACUCGUCGGUCACGUGGAGUGGUGUUACGAGAGAGGAAUGAACGUGGGUUCGCGCUUUUCUUACAGAAUCUAAAAAGCGUUCUUAAUCUGUUGGCUCUAGUGCUGAUGAGUUAGAGAAAGACGUUCUGAUUCAAACGAGGAGUCGAUUAGUGGUUGCACAAAUGCUACUGGUAUUCCGUCAAAUGCGAUUCAAGUUCCUGUGUAGCACCUGAAGAAUUCUUUAACCCACAUAAUUGAUUUGCUUUCAAGUCGGAUAGAAUGCCGCAACAAUGUAGACUUCUAUGACUCACUAGAUAUAUCUUAUUUUGCACCGCUGGAUCUUUCACAGACAGGACGAGGUCGUUAACGCUAUGAAAUAACUAAAGACCAACUUGAACAAUUACGAUCGCUUUAUUUUUCUUGGGAAGCAAUUGCUCGCAUUCUUCACGUUAGUCUUUCAACCCUUCAGCGGCGACGAUGCAACGCACUCGCCCAGCUUGGCGCGCAAAAACAAAACUGACAAUGACUCUAGACUGCUCAAGAAUAGCGAAGGAAAUCGUGAUGAUGAGUGGUAUUUUUGUAGAGAGCAGGAGGCAGACAUUGCUUAUUUCUUUCAAGAGACAAGAAUAAUAAAGAUCAGAAAAAUAAUUGAAGAAAACUGGUCGACUAUUGUCCGAAACAGGGCGAUCACAAUCAACGAACCUUGAAAGACAGAAACAAACAAAGUGGAUCGAAAUGCACCAAUUACAAGUAAACAUUUGUUUCCUAAGAGGUCCGCUAAGAUGAUUGACGAAACAGAAAAACCCAACAUUCUUUCGAAGUCUGCAAAACACGCAGCCCGAUACAACGAAUUUGGCUAUAAGAUCUCCAUAAACGUGCACUUCAUCCGAAUGAACAGCACUGUUUCGCGGUGCAUAAUUUUUCAAGCCUUAGCGUAUUUGUUUGUUAUUACAGGCAGUGUUCAGAGUGUGACCCCAGCGAUGAUGAUGACGAAAUGGAAGUCGAUACUGAGGACACCACACCCAUUUCUCAAGGCCGCCAAAGACGGGUCAUCAAAGAACCUACUAAAUUCACUCCUGACAAGGGAGAGGUAAGUCAGCUUGCAUCAGGAAUACAUGUUGCAAACUACUUUUAUCUGUCUACUGACUCAAGCCUGGCACAAUCGGAGGCAACCGAUGGAGACAUCUGACUUUGGAGCUUGUAGGUGGAGCCACGUGACCAUUUGAGUGGAAGCUACUCGACAGUUCUUUCCUGUGGAAUUGGUUAUUAAGUUGUGCAAGGCGAUAAAUUCUACUAUCUCUGUCUGAUCUCGGGCGCAGUCCCCUCUCUUCAGUUCCAACCUAAAUUCCCUUCUUUUGAGUAACUCGGGUGACUUGGGAUAGUCGCGAAAAUGGUAGAAAGGAUGUGUGGUCUAUUUUUCAGGGCCGUCUUCACGGACGUCUCCGUUAUCGGUUCGUAAGGUCCCUAAUAUAUCAUGUAAGGAGGACACGUACUGAUGUUCUCUCUUCCACGACAUUCCGUUACUACUCUUGGCGAGUUUCAGAGGAGUAUACCUUCGGAACUUUUAAUCCGUUUUGCGUUUCCUUUCAGUCAAAAAAGCGCAAGCUGAAAAAGUCAUCUAAGCGAAAAACGCCCGCAACAGAAGGUGGAGAAGGAGAGGGUGAAACCACUACAUCGGACAGUAAAGUAAGUGAGGGCUCUCUGGUUCAUGUAGCCCUGUGCCUCUUCAGGACCUCUAUUGUCACUACUCCCCAUAUCCUACAGCUUUUAUUGCUCUAAUGAGUUGUGGCAUUGCCGACCCCAGGAUGUUUUUUUGUCGUGAAAUCACUCAUUGUUCCGGCAGGAAAAAAGCGUUAUUGUCCAAGCGUGUAGUCAAGAUGGCUAGAUAUUGGCCAAUAAAAACGCAGUAAAAACGCAAAAAAGAACGAGGCCAGUACCAUGAAUACCCAGCCACCUUCAUCGAACAAGGUCAAUAUUCCAAGGACUUAUUAUAUGCCAAAAAGAGAACUUAUUAGGGACUUUAAGAUCCAACAACGCGACGGCAACGAGAACGUCGCUUAAAAUGUGAAUUUGCGUUCUUUCAGUAUUUAUCGUAAUUAUUCCUUCACACUUACUUUUGUCAAAUGUAGGCGAACCCUCCUGGAUUUGAAUUCCUAGGGACCAUAUCUAAGUUCAGAAAGAGAAAUAAAAUUUCGUGGUUGCUUGUUUAUGUACUUUAUAAAACGUGAAAAUAGGAAUUUUCACGUCGUAGUCGUGUAAAAACGGGCAAAGAAAUAUACAAAAAGCGUGAUGCACGUGCAAAGUUGUUGUUUUGCUCAUAAAACCUACUGUUUUUUUUGACAUUCUCGUUGCCGUCCGGGUCGUUGGAUCUUAAAGUCCCUAUUAUUGCGGGACCAACACCGAGCGUGCAGGAUGGGCUUCAUCUUUCCCGCUCGCAUUGUUACUAUCAGUCAGGAAAUGGUUAGGGAAAAUUAUUCUUCAAGGUCAGGCAAGAGUCAGAGAAUUUCUCUUUGAGUAAGGGAAAAUUUAAGUCUUUGAAAGAAGUCAAGAAAAAUUGAAAUUUUAAGAGUACACAUUUAUUUUAUCAAUUCAUGGACACACCACGUGACUUGCUGAAAGCAUAAAUCAAUCGUGGGGAGGAUUGCUGUGAGGGGUGGGGGGAGGGGGGGGGGGGUUGAGUCCGUCAAAGACUAAUUUCUGAAUUCAUUUGGUCUGAGAAACUUGCAUUUGUCAGGGAAAAGUCUGGGAAUUUCAGAAACCUCUGGCUGUGGCAUCAAUGGCUCGGAUAGCCAAUGAGAAGACAGGAUUCGCUUCAUCUUUCACGCGCGCGGACUCAGCCAUUUCUACCCCUAUACACUUCUGUUCCUUUAGAAGUACAAUGUUUGAUGCAACUACGUGUUCAUCUUAAACAGGUUCCUCAGAAAAAUUAUGCAUGUGUUUGUGGCCGUUUACUAAUCAAGAUCUGUGGUUGAUUUUCGCAGAAGCCAAAAUUGGAAGAAAGCUCUGCGCCUGCAGCGAAAAGAGGAAGGCGCCCUGGGCGAAGAAGCAUAGAACCACCUGAAAAGAAGAAGAAGCCUGAAGACUCUCGCACUGAGUGUUGUGUUUGCAAACAGAGCGGCACCAAUUCUAAUCUUGUGAGGUAUGCUGGGAAGUUCACCAUUGUCACCGAGACUAUAAUGCCCCUUGUUUACCCCCCACCCCCCACCCCCCGGAAUUUGGCAUAACCAUUGUCUCCGAUUUAUCUUGGGACGACUGCAAGACCCAAGAGAAAUUAUGGUGCAUUAUGGUCUUGGUGAAGGUGGUGAAGAUUUCAACGUUUCUUACGUCAACGCAGAGCGCAAAAGAGUUAUACAGACCUUUCCCCCACCCUGAAAUUUUCUCUUCUUUGUUUUUUUGCUUUUAUAUUUCGUUGAUGUUGUGAUAUUUUUAAGCUUAUGUCAACUUUAAUGGUGACAUUUUCUACACCCCCCCUCCCAAUUUCCUCUGCUUUUAAAAUCAAAUAUGGCGGCUUCUGCAGAUUUAAAUAGCCUGAUCAGUGCCAGGCCUGAUGACAUUGUUUAUUUAUUUAUUUACUCACUUAUUUAUUCUUUACUACUUUUUACAGAUGCGACCAGUGCAAGCUUUGUUAUCAUUUCCAUUGCCUUGAUCCUCCGAUAAAAGUAAGUUCAGUUUUAAAGGGGCCGUGUCACGAGGAUAUCGCUUUUUUAGGUCAAUUCUGUGCUGAAGUCAUUACUUUGUGCCUUUAACUACACACAAAGUGCUUUUAUAGAGAUAUGAAUAAGAUAUCAAUCAAAUUUUCUCAGCGAGUACAAACCAUCUGCCCACCAAUCCCUUCUCUAAGCCAACAUUAACACUUACUUCUCACUUAGGGCAAAAUGUUGGCUUAGGGAAGGGGUAGGUGGGCAGAUUCCUAGAAAUGUAUAAUGAUCCAGCAUUUUUUGUUGGUUUCUGCAGGUAUAGCAAAAAAAAGAUGGCCCACUUUUUAAAAACUUUUAAUCCAUGUCAAUCCUUUCCAUCCGUAGCAAUAGUGAAUAGCUAGGAAACGGCCUAAAUAUAAGCUUGAAUAACAAAACUAAACCAUAAUUUUUGAAAUUAUUUUGAUGCAAGGACCGUUUUUUGCUUUUUUACGAGAUAUCAAAUAGCGUACUAGUUUUACAAAGCCUGAAUACCACGAGCCCUGUGAUUGGUCGUUGUCUAUGAAAUAUUAGAGUGCAGACAUACAGAUGACGUCACGGGGAAAAUGUUUUUCUUUAUUUUGUCCAACAAGUUGCUCGGUUUUGAAAGUUGUUGCGAGAUUAUUUCGAAUUUAGCAAGUAAAGUCCUCGAAAAAAGUUUAUCACGAGCUUUUUACAAGAAAAAGGAAAAACCCGAGACGAAAAGUAUUCUUGGCGACUUGAAAUGGCCGCAACUGGAAGAAAUCUUCUAGGCUGCAUGUUGCCGUGCGUCUGUUCAUUAAUAGCUCCCGGAGUAACACGUUACCAUAAAGCUGCAACCUUUACUUUGUCGUGACUGUCAUACUACGUUCCUCGUACAAAAUUGUUAGUACAAAGUUGAAGUGUACUUCUAACUUUUGAACCUGUGAAUUAAAUCCUUUAGUUUGACCAUUUAAAUGAAACCCAGUCAGCUGUCCUAUCACAUGAUAGUGUUGUGCAAAACAAAAUUUGGAGUUAUCGUUAUUUUUUCUCUACUGUCUUGUAGGAAGGAAAGAGCUUCUUUUCAUUAAGACUUAUCUGUUUUCAAAAUGUAAUGCCGUUCGUUCUGAAUAUCACAAAGUCGUCCAGAAUAGCCCAAAGGGACCUUGGCCUAAAACUCCAGCUUAGUACAUAAACUUAAAGGUAAACAAAGUUCUUUUUUAUUUUUAUUUUGUAGGCCAACCCCAAGACGCGAGGGUACCUGUGGUUCUGCACAGAAUGUGACGAAUCGGUAAGUGAUUGAGAACUUUGGAUAACACGAGGAGGAAUAUGUCGUACGAUAACUGUGAGGGGAGGUACUCCCUAAUAUUUGCCUUAUAGGUAUGUGCCGCUCCAAAGGGUUGGGGUUUUACGCCGUUUUGGUCGGAAAACGGUUAUAGACUUUGCUUAUUUUGGUCUGAAUUCGGGUAUGGUUUUCGUGGGAAUCACGUGAACGUAUAUGUCGUUUCAAUUCCAAACGAAUAAGAAAAAAAAAGUAACAUUCGAAUUCGAGUUAGAUUUUAAGAAAUCUUUUUCUUGGCGCUCUAAUCAACGUAUAGUCAACUCUCGCCUUGCGGACACUUCGAUAUAACGGACACUACGAUAAUACCCACAGCAGCUAAAUCCCAGGCAAAAAUAAAUUUCAGUCGUUUGACUGAAAUAAACUCCCGCUAUUUCGGACUCUCACUUAUGAGAACACCAAGUGGAGGUCCUUACAGUGUCUGAGUUGGCUUUAAUGAUAACAUAAUUUCUGCCUACGCCAGGUCUGAAAACGGGUGUGGAAAAUGUCACUUUUGGGGUGUGAAAUUGGGUCAGGAUUUGGAGAACCGGGCGGCACACCCUCACCACGAAUUCCCAGGAAUACCCCUCCGGAGGUACGAUAUCAAACUGCUGCUUCUAAGCCCUUGGCUUACACCCCUCCUCCGCAAGUGGUUCUAGGAGGGGGCCGGGGGGGGGGCUAAAAAUUUACUGAGAAGUUCUUUGUUGUGGUGCUGUUUAUUGGUUGAAGCCCUUUAGCGUUACUAUUUAACUACCACCACUACUAUACAGAAAGUCUUAACACUUUGGCAUGUCGAUUUUAUUUGUUAGGAAGAGGAUAGCGACGAAGAUGUAGAUGUAGAAGAGAUGAGUACAACUGACGCUAAAACAGAAAAAUAUGACAAAGAAACAAAGCAGAAAAACAGUGAAAAGAAUGAAAAGAAAGGGGAUGAAGGGAAAGACGAAGGAGACAAAAGUGUAAAGAAAGACAAGAAAAAGAAAGAGGAAGGAGUUGAAGAUCAGAACAAAGCGUUAGAAAAAGACAUGCAAGCAAAUGUAAAUAAAGCCAUUAAAGAGAAAGAAAAAGGAAAGGGAGAAUUUGAGAAAGCUGACCAAUCCAAGAAGGUAGACGGAGGUAAAAAGAAAGUAGACUCGAGAGAAACAGAAGAUGUAGAAAGAUCAAGUAAAGAGCCAAAAAAACAAGAUGAAACGAAAGUAGAGGAGGAAAAAUUGAAACUAGGCAAAGAUGUAAAAAAGUCAGAUAAAGACAAGGGGAAAGGCGACGGAAGUGCAAAGAAAGCAGACGUAGAACGAGAAGAGGUAACAAGGGCAGAGAAACAACAACAAGGAGAUGUGAAGAGAGGAGAUAAAGAGGAAGAGAGACAAGGAAAAGGAAACAGAGCAGAUAAGAAGGAAGAGAAAGCAUGUGAUACGGCAAAGGAAGAAAAAGAGAAACAACAGGAGGCAAAGCAGGCAGGAAAUGAGAAGGGGAAA